CUUUUUUGCACCUUUUCGGGCUUCACAGGGUUUAAAUUCUCUCAUUCAUCACCUCAUUCUCUUCAAUUCAAUCUCUUUCAUAUUCUAAUUCUUGGUGAAAAUGGCAAACAAGUUGAAUGUGGUGGUGUUAUGUUUGUGUCUGUGGACCCUAUUGUUUUGUUUGGUUUCUUGUGAACCAAAUGAAGGGUUGCGUAGGAUUGGUUUGAAAAAGGUCAAAUUGGGACCCAAAAACUUGUUGGGAUUGAAGGGUGAUGAAUCUUCAUUGUCUUCCAUUUUGGAGUCUCAUCUCAAAGACAUCCUUGUAGGAAAUGGGGAAGCUGAUGUUGUUGCAUUGAAGAAUUACUUGGAUGCUCAGUAUUAUGGUGAAAUUGAGAUUGGUACCCCUCCUCAGAAGUUUACUGUAAUCUUUGAUACUGGUAGCUCUAAUACUUGGGUUCCAUCGGUUAAAUGUCGAUUAUCGCUUGCAUGCUACUUGCACCCCAAGUACAAGUCAAGCGAAUCAAGUACCUACAAGCCCAAUGGGACUUCUGCUGCAAUUCAGUAUGGUACUGGAUCAAUUUCUGGUUUCUUUAGCUAUGAUAAUAUAAAAGUUGGUGAUGUAGUCGUGAAAGACCAGGAAUUUAUCGAAGCAACUAGUGAACCUGGAUCUACAUUUGUUUUAGCUAAGUUUGAUGGUUUACUUGGACUUGGAUUUCAAGAGAUAUCAGUUGGAAAUUCUGUCCCAAUAUGGUACAAUAUGGUCGAACAAGGUCUUGUUAAGGAUCCUGUAUUUUCAUUUUGGCUCAAUCGUGAUCCAAAUGCGGAGGAAGGAGGCGAGAUUGUUUUUGGUGGUGUCGAUCCUGCUCACUUCAAGGGCGAACAUACUUAUGUGCCGGUGACAACAAAAGGAUAUUGGCAGUUUGCAAUGGGAGAUGUACUUAUUGAUGGAAAACCCACCGGAUAUUGUGCUAAUGGUUGUUCAGCAAUCGCGGACUCAGGGACAUCUUUGUUGGCAGGUCCAACGGCUGUAGUUGCAAUGAUAAAUCAGGCAAUUGGAGCAUCUGGAGUUUACAGUAAAAAAUGCAGGACUGUUGUUGAUCAACAUGGACAAACAAUUUUAAAAUUGCUCUUGGCUGAAGCACAGCCAAAAAAAAUCUGCUCCCAAAUUGGAUUGUGCACAUUUGAUGGGACUAAUGGUGUUAGUAUGGGUAUCGAGAGUGUGGUGCAACCAACUGAUAGAGUAUCAUCUGGCGGUCGUCAAGAUGCUUCCUGUUCUGUAUGUGAGAUGGCUGUUGUUUGGAUGCAGAACCAGCUGAGGCAGAAUCAAACAGAAGAGCGGAUAAUAAACUACGCUAAUUCGCUUUGUGAUAAAAUGCCUAACCCAUUGGGACAAGAAGCUGUCGAUUGUAACAAGAUCGCUUCCAUGCCUAAAGUUUCCUUCAGCAUUGGUGACAAGCAAUUUGACCUUACCCCCGAACAGUACAUAUUGAAGUUGGAGCAAGGUGGUCAAUCCCAAUGUAUCAGUGGUUUUACUCCUAUUGAUAUUCCUCCACCACGCGGCCCACUCUGGAUCCUUGGAGAUAUCUUCAUGGGAGCAUAUAAUACAGUCUUUGAUUAUGGUAAACUCAGAGUUGGAUUUGCCGAAGCAGCAUAGAGAAUAUUCUCAUGCCCUUUAUCAGGGGAAAAGAGCAGUAUUGGUCCUUGGCAACAGUUAUUUGCUUAUAGUUUGUAAAACCUUCCUAUCAAAAUGAGCCUAAUAUUGUGGUUGUGUAUAAGUAUAUAUUAAUAUUAAUAUUAAUUAAAUAUUAUUAA
This is a messenger RNA of Trifolium pratense (red clover), 1791 nucleotides long. Its product is annotated as aspartic proteinase A2-like. The coding region runs from base 101 to 1633 and encodes 510 amino acids. Lineage: Eukaryota; Viridiplantae; Streptophyta; Magnoliopsida; Fabales; Fabaceae. The record is from RefSeq and is a predicted model, not a curated record. Gene Ontology annotation, biological process: proteolysis; lipid metabolic process. Gene Ontology annotation, molecular function: aspartic-type endopeptidase activity. The transcript is spliced from 14 exons.